Messenger RNA from Guillardia theta CCMP2712, 996 nucleotides. RefSeq lists its product as hypothetical. The transcript has a single exon. The record is from RefSeq and is a predicted model, not a curated record. Lineage: Eukaryota; Cryptophyceae; Pyrenomonadales; Geminigeraceae. Gene Ontology annotation, molecular function: protein tyrosine/serine/threonine phosphatase activity. The annotation marks the transcript as partial. Gene Ontology annotation, biological process: positive regulation of cytokinesis; regulation of exit from mitosis; microtubule cytoskeleton organization.
GCACUCACGACCUUGCCUCUCUCACAGGACAGCUACAUCCCCUUCUGCGACGACUUCGGUCCUCUCAACCUCGGCACGGUCUACAAGUUCUGCAGGACCAUGGAGGGGCUGCUGCAGCGACCUGACUGGCUGAGACACAAGCUCAUCUACUUCUGCCCGUUGCAUCCGAGGGUGUGCACAAACGCUGCGUUCCUCCUCUCUUGCUACAUGCUCCUGUGCCGAGGAGCUUCGGCCAAGGAGGCGGUAGCUCCCUUUGCUGACAUCCAGCCACGGCCCUUCCUGCCCUACAGGGACGCGACGUUUGUGCGAUCUGACUUCGACCUGGAGUUUGAGAGCUGCGUCAAGGGGGUGGAUAAGGCGGCCAGGAACGGCUGGUUCAGCAUGAGCAAGUUCGACCUGAUCAGGUAUGACAAGCUUAGCGACCCGCUGUUCGCCGACUUGCACGAGCUCUGCCAUAAGUUCGUGGCCUUCAAGGGCCCCGUGCAGCAAGGGGAGGGCGUCUUCGAUCAUCGUCCUAACAAGUUCGUCAGCAUCUUCAAGGAGUUGCGAGUUACGGCUGUCGUUCGACUGAACGAGGUCCGCUACUCUUCCAAGAUCUUCACGGACAACGGUAUCCGCCAUUACGACCUCUUCUUCGAGGACUGCAGCGUACCUCCCCCCAACAUCAUCUCCUCCUUCUUCGACAUCUGCGACCGAGAGCGCAGGGUCGCUGUCCACUGCUUCGCCGGGCUCGGGAGGACGGGGACACUGAUCGCCCUGUGGAUGAUGCGCCACCACGGGAUGUCGGCGGACGAAGCCAUGGGCUGGCUGCGGGUUGUGCGUCCUGGUUGUGUCAUAGGAGAGCAGCAGCACUUUCUCAAGUCCUGCGAGCACAUGCAGUGGCAGGGAAACUACUGCGCGACCCCAGAGGCGAGAAAGAGCUCGUGGAGGCAGAGCAUGUGCGCGAAACAGCUCAAGGAGGCGAUGAGCAACAAAAGGAGGGCAAGGCAGCAGUGA